AUGUCUCAAUCGUAUAUCAAGGGGCCGGUCUGUGGGACUAAUAACUGUCCCUCGAGACUUUAUAGAGUGGUGGAUGGUCUUAAAAUCUGUCAGUUUGGUCAUGUUUUAGAGGGAGAUAUACAAAUCAAUGACGAUGAAGAUGGAGAAGUUGUAGUAACCAAAAAGUUGGAUUUGAGAAUUAGUGAAACAGGUGAGCUUGUUGCAAAAAGAAAGAAACGGGAAAAGGCUCACGUUGCCAGGUUGACGGGUAAUAUUGGUAAAGAAUUUUACCUCAAAAUAUUACAGAAAAUACUUCAAUCACAACUUCAAAGUGUUAUUUUGUUCCUCAAUGAAGAGUUUCAAACAUCUGAUGAUUUCACCAACACAUUAAAGACAGUGGUGAAAUUAAACUGGAUUAAGCUUUUAGAGUUCCAUUUACUGGAAGACAGUAUGGGAGAUGGUGAAAAUUUCCAAAUCAAGUCAAACACUAAGUUACCUAACAUCAAUGAUACCAUUCUUACAAUAUAUUAUUCAAUCGUACAAUUGAACUAUGUUCCAUUAUACUUUGAUGACUUGAUAGAGAUGAUUGGAACAAAUGUGCUACCUAGUCAUGACACUUAUCACUUGUUGACCCCCGAAGAGUUGGCUAGAAUCCCUUUCGAUUAUUACACCAAUAUAAAAUUUGCUGGUCUUAGUGAAGCAUGGAUUAUACUGCAUUAUCUCAAAUUUGCUUCCAAGAUAUCCUUGAGUAGACCUAAAUAUAACUACUACAUCCCUUUCUUGUUGAAAACUACCAUGCUGCUUUUAUUACCCAAUAGUAUUGAGAUCUUUGUCUUAACAAAUUCUUUGGUCUCGAAGAUGGAUUUCACUUUAGAAUUCCCUGAGUUGAUGUUGGUUUCCUCAGUCAUAUUCAUGAUAAAGAUAUACUUCAUAUAUUUGUCACCUCAGAUCAACUACCAGACUUGGCUCAAUAAUCUUAAAACCAAAACUUUCGAAUCCAAUGAAGUAUAUCAGUUUAUGAAUAAGACCAACUAUGAGGAUAUCAAUCAAUUGGUACGUUAUGACGAUAAGAAAAUUCAAAGUUAUUUGGAAUAUCUUAAUAAAAAGGUAUUCACCAAAAAUUUAGGUAGCUCAAUUAUGCAAGACAGAUUGAAACUUAUCUUUAAUCUAGAUGAUGUUGAUGAUAAUGAUUUUAAUGAUAUAGACAUAGAUAAUGAUAAUGAGAAUAAUGAUAAAGACAGAGAAUAUUUAGAUUAUUUCAAGAAUCCUCCAAAGAUCACUCAAAGAGAUAUUUUCGUAAUUGAAGAUUUCCUUUUUGGUCACUUCAGUAGCCGAUUUUUCGUUUCUAAAAGUUUCAUCUACAAGAAAUAUUUGGAAGUUGAGGAAGCUGUGAAGCACAUAAAUAGAUAA
This is a messenger RNA of Yamadazyma jaroonii, 1389 nucleotides long. The record is from the annotation of a GenBank genome assembly. NCBI's taxonomy places the organism in Eukaryota, Fungi, Ascomycota, Pichiomycetes, Serinales, Debaryomycetaceae.